AUGGCUGGUAUGAGCCCUUUGAGUAUGUCAAGACCUGGCAUUGAUGAUAAACCUGGAUUUUGGGAGAGUCAUCCCGCUUGGUGGGGCUAUUGGGGAGACCUCAUCGAUGGCGUCAGUGUCUGGGAGUCAGCCUGGCCCGAAGUGCGCGGCACCAACGAAGGUGAUCUGUCCAGAGAUAUCAAGGUCAUGGGUCCUCUGCAAAAGAAGGGCAAAACCUUCAUAAUCACAACUCUCCUUACGCAUCCAUUUCGUUUGAAAGUUAUGUUGGCUGUGAUUUGA
Molecule: messenger RNA, 279 nt
Organism: Fusarium odoratissimum NRRL 54006
Lineage: Eukaryota; Fungi; Ascomycota; Sordariomycetes; Hypocreales; Nectriaceae
Exons: 1
Coding region: 1-279 (92 amino acids)
Source: RefSeq, a predicted model, not a curated record